UUUAUAAAAGUUUGGUUGCUGUCAUCUUUACUUCAUGUGCAAAUCCUUCAAAGAGACAUGUUAAAAUCCAUUUCCUCCACAUAUUUGAAGCGCUGCCUUAAUAAGCCGGUGACACAGCGUCCUUCUUUCUCACAGUACUACAGAAUGAUCACCACAGCUACCAUUCCAAAGCUCAAAGAUCCCAGCCUUUUACGAAACGCGGCUUUCAUUAAUAACAAGUGGGUCCAAGCCAAGAAUGCUGAAACGUUCGCUGUCACAGGUAAGUAGUUAAAAGCGUGAUUUUUCGGUAUGCAAUGCAAUGACUAACAAUAGCGUCAUAGACCCGGCCACCGGUGAGGAAAUCGGUAAAGUCCCGGAUAUGGGCGUAGAAGAUGCAAAGGAAGCCAUUGAUAUUGCAUCAGCGUCAUUUAAGACAUGGUCCCGAACGACGGCAAAGGAGCGCCAUGAUUUGAUGAAGAAGUGGUAUGACGCCAUGAUGGCGAAUCAAGAAGACUUGGCUACCAUCUUGACCUGGGAGAACGGCAAGUCUCUCGCUGAAUCCCGGGGAGAAAUUAUCUACGGUUCCUCCUUCAUCGAAUGGUUUGCUGAAGAAGCUGUCCGGUCCUAUGGUGCUGUCAUCCCUAACAACGUGGCCAGCCAAAGAUAUAUCACCAUUAAGCAACCUGUUGGUGUGGUCGGUAUCAUUACCCCUUGGAAUUUCCCUAAUGCUAUGAUUACUCGUAAAGUGGGAGCUGCUCUUGCUGCCGGAUGUACCGUGGUCAUUAAGCCAGGUGCUGAAACCCCAUUCUCCGCCCUGGCUUUGUGCGAACUUGCUGAGCGAGUUGGCAUUCCCGCUGGUGUCAUCAACAUUGUCACCACCGACGCCCACGUUAAAGAUAUUGGUACUGAGCUGACCACCAACCCUAUCAUCAAAAAGAUUUCUUUCACUGGUUCGACGGCUGUUGGAAAACUUCUUAUGAAGCAAUCAUCAGACACGAUGAAGAAGAUUUCCAUGGAACUCGGUGGAAAUGCACCGUUUAUUGUGUUUGACGAUGCGGAUGUUGAUGCUGCCGUCGAAGGAGCGAUUGCAUCCAAGUUCCGAGGCACAGGCCAAACUUGCGUGUGCGCUAACCGAAUGUAUGUGCAAAAAGGCAUUUAUCCCGAGUUCGCAUCCCGACUCGCAGAGAAGGUAGCCCAAUUCCGCAUAGGUCAUGGAUUCGAUAAAGAAACCAACUUUGGACCUUUGAUCAACCAUGCAGCUGUCAAGAAAGUGACCACAUUGGUGGACGAUGCUGUUUCCAAAGGUGGCGAGCUGCUCGUGGGAGGCAAGCAUGCCGGCGGUAACUUCUAUGAGCCUACUGUUAUUUCAGGUAUGACCAAGGAAAUGAGAAUUGCAACUGAAGAAAUCUUUGGACCUGUGGCUGGACUCUUUGAAUUCGAAACUGAAGACGAAGUCAUUGAACUUGCCAACAAUACCCAAUUUGGCCUUGCUGGUUAUUUCUUCUCCCGGGAUGUUGGUCGUGUCUGGCGUGUUGCUGAGAAGCUCGAAGUAGGUAUCGUCGGUGCCAACUCUGGUAUAGUCUCCAACUGCUACACUCCCUUCGGUGGAGUCAAGGAGAGCGGUAUGGGCCGCGAAGGAUCUUUAUAUGGAAUUUCCGAUUACCAGAACAUCAAGUAUAUCAAUAUGGGAGGCAUUCAAUAGGAAUCCCCCAAAUUAGUAAAUAAAGAAUAAAAGUAAACCUCCAGUUGACAAAGAAACA
Umbelopsis ramanniana AG is the source of this 1739-nucleotide messenger RNA. RefSeq lists its product as uncharacterized. Gene Ontology annotation, molecular function: succinate-semialdehyde dehydrogenase (NAD+) activity. The coding region runs from base 299 to 1681 and encodes 460 amino acids. The transcript is spliced from 4 exons. Gene Ontology annotation, biological process: GABA catabolic process. The record is from RefSeq and is a predicted model, not a curated record. Lineage: Eukaryota; Fungi; Mucoromycota; Umbelopsidomycetes; Umbelopsidales; Umbelopsidaceae.